AUGUGGGAGCCUCGACCCCUCCUGCUGAUGCUCUCCGGGGUCCUGGCCCUGACCCAGACAAGGGCGGGCUCCCACUCCCUGCGGUAUUUCCAAACCGCCUUGUCCCGGCCCGGCGGCGGGGAGCCCCGCUACAUCGUCGUCGGCUACGUGGACGACACGCAGUUCGUGCGCUUGGACAGCGACUGGGUGAGUCCGAGGAUGGAGUCGCGGGCGCCGUGGGUGGACCACGAGGGACCCGAGUACUGGGAGCGGGAGACACAGAGAGCCAAGGACAAGGCACAGAAUUACCGAGAGGGCCUGAGCAACCUGCGCGGCUACUACGACCAGAGUGAGGCGGACUCUCACACCCUCCAGAGGAUGUCCGGCUGCGAUGUGGGGUCCGACGGGCGCCUCCUGCGCGGGUACAGUCAAGACGCCUACAAUGGCGCCGACUACCUGGCCCUGAACGAGGACCUGCGCUCCUGGACAGCAGUGGCCCGCACACAGGCUUGGCGAACCCAGCGCAAGUGGGAGCAGGCGGGUCAGGCUGAGCACGAGAGGAACUGCCUGGAGAACAUCUGCGUGCAGUGGCUCCUCAGAUACCUGGACCACGGGAAGGACACGCUGCUGUGCGCAGAAGCCCCCAGAAGACACAUAACCCACCACCCCUUCUCUGACCGGGAGGUCACCCUGAGGUGCUGGGCCCUGGGCUUCUACCCUGCCGAGAUCACCCUGACCUGGCAGCGUGAUGGGGAGGACCUGACCCAGGACACAGAGCUGGUGGAGACCAGGCCUUCCGGGGAUGGAACCUUCCAGAAGUGGGCAGCUGUGGUGGUGCCUUCUGGAGAGGAGCAGAGAUACACGUGCCAUGUGCAGCACCAGGGGCUGCCGGAGCCUGUCAACCUGAGAUGGGAGCCCCCUUCUCAGUCCAACAUCCUCACUGUGGGCAUCAUUGUUGACCUGGUUCUCCUCGGGGUUGUGGUCACUGGAGCUGUAGUGGCAGCUAUGUUCUGCAGGAAGAAAUGCACAGGUAAUUUCCUUCCCACAGGUGAGAAAGGAGGAAAGUACACUCAGGCUGCAAACAGCGACAGUUCCCAGGGCUCUGAUGAGUCUCUCACGAAUCCUAGAGUGUGAGACAGCUGCCCCGCUGGUUUCCUCACAUCCCAGUGUUGUGACUCAAGAAAUGCUGAUUCUCCUUCUGCCCUGGGAUCUGAGCAUGUCUGU
Molecule: messenger RNA, 1203 nt
Organism: Sorex fumeus (smoky shrew)
Lineage: Eukaryota; Metazoa; Chordata; Mammalia; Eulipotyphla; Soricidae
Product: class I histocompatibility antigen, Gogo-B*0101 alpha chain-like
Exons: 9
Coding region: 1-1113 (370 amino acids)
Biological process (GO): positive regulation of T cell mediated cytotoxicity; immune response; antigen processing and presentation of endogenous peptide antigen via MHC class I via ER pathway, TAP-independent
Cellular component (GO): external side of plasma membrane
Molecular function (GO): signaling receptor binding; peptide antigen binding
Source: RefSeq, a predicted model, not a curated record